Molecule: messenger RNA, 540 nt
Organism: Aureobasidium melanogenum CBS 110374
Lineage: Eukaryota; Fungi; Ascomycota; Dothideomycetes; Dothideales; Saccotheciaceae
Exons: 2
Biological process (GO): mitochondrial translation
Cellular component (GO): mitochondrial small ribosomal subunit
Molecular function (GO): structural constituent of ribosome
Source: RefSeq, a predicted model, not a curated record
GAUGAGGAUGAUUACCAGGGAGACGAUAUUUCGAGUUUGGGACAUGCCGAGUUGGAGCAGACGAGGGAGAUUAGAGAGUAUGCACGUUUGGCUGGUUGGGAGAUGCCUUUGCUGGCGAAUCUCACAAAACCCUACACACCACCUACAGCAGCCACACCCCUCCGCUUCCGCUACACAACCUACAUGGGUGAACAACACCCCGCCCAACGAAAAGUCGUUGUUGAAUUCGAUCCUCAAGACCUCUCCCUCUCACCCGCCCACACUCAAAACCUGAUCAAGCUAGCCGGCGUCCGCUACAACCCCACCACCAAACUCGUAAAGAUGAGCUGCGAAGACCAUGAAACUCAAGCACAGAACAAGCGCUACCUGGGCGACACCAUCAAAGCAUUGAUCGCAAAGGCAAAGUCACCAGAGAGCGCAUGGCUCAAGGAUGUGCCUGUGGACUUCAGACACGCCAAGCCGAAGAAGCGAUACCAAUUCCCUGAGGAGUGGCUGUUGACUGAGGAGAGAAAGAAGGAGUUGGAAGCUAGAAGAGAGGCU